Balaenoptera acutorostrata (minke whale) is the source of this 5756-nucleotide messenger RNA. Its product is annotated as transmembrane protein 186-like. Gene Ontology annotation, cellular component: mitochondrion. Lineage: Eukaryota; Metazoa; Chordata; Mammalia; Artiodactyla; Balaenopteridae. The record is from RefSeq and is a predicted model, not a curated record.
UUCACAAACAAACACAAUUUUUAAAAAAAAUACGGGAAACAGUGAGAAGAGGGGAUUAGUUAACUAAGUAGUGAGUAAUUAGACCCCAAAGUGUACUCACUCCACAGUGCUCUAAGCCAGCAGGCCUGGACCAUGGUGUUUUUAAUUAUGAGGCUAGGGCUCUCAUAAAUAAAAGCAAGGUCAAAAUAGGAAGUUGGCAGUAUUCCAAGUCUGUGUAUAUGAAAAUAGAGUAUCAGGCAGGUGACAUCUCAGAGUUUUAGCCACUUAGGUCUACUUGGAGAAGCUACUUUUUAUAUUUUUAGUAAUUUUCCUAAGGUGGGUCCUGAAUCUCUUCUCCCCAUCGCUGAGAAUCCUUGCAGUGCCUCUCUUUGGAGGCUGGGAUGAGUGAGUACUAUAUGUGCUUCCUAUGUUCACAGAGAGUAAGAACACACUGUGCAGUGUGUGUUCGCAAUCACUUACUAGAAAGGUAACACAGGAGAAUCCCCACCACCCACAGUCCUGGAGCUGUCGGGGUAGUGGAAGAAGACCCUGCUGAAUUGGGCAAUAUAGUGUCGCAGAUGUGGUUAUGAUUAGAGAAGCAGUAAGAAUAGAGGAAGAAAUGAAAGGGGAAGAAUGUUCUCAUAGGAAGAUCUCAGGAAAUGAACAAGAAGUUCCCACAGAGUUCAUCUAGUCCAAGCUCAAGACACUAAACUCUGAGAAGUUAUAUACCUUUUUUAAGUAUAGUUGAUAUACAAUGUUGUGUAAUUUCUGUGCAGCAAAGUGACUCAGUUAUACAUAUAUAUAUACACACACAUAUAUAUAUAUAUUCUUUUUCAUAUUCUUUUCCAUUAUGGUUUGUCACAGAAUAUUGAAUAUGGUUGCCUGUGCUAUACAGUAUGACCUUUUUGUUUAUCCAUCCUAUAUAUAAUAGUUUGCCUCUGCUAAUCCUAAACUCCCAUUCCUUCCCUCCCUUCCCCCCCUCCCCCUUGGCAACCACAAGUCUGUUCUCUAUAUCUGUGAGUCUGGUUUUGUUUUGUAGAUACGUUGAUUUGUAUUGUAUUUUUAGAUUCCACAUAUAAGUGAUAUCACUUGGUAUUGGUCUUUCUCUUUCUGACUUACUUUGCUUAGUAUGAUAAUCUCUAGUUGUAUCCAUAUUGCUGCAAAUGACAUUAUUUCAAGAAGUUGUAUAUCUUGAUCAAGUUCAUAGCGAUGAAUUCUCCUUAUUUCUAAUCAGAGCUUUUUCUUCUGCACUGAAGGAAGAGGCUAGUGGGAGUAAGGUGGUAAAAGUAUAAUGAGGUUGGUUUCGAUCUACUGUUCAUGAAAAAACAGGUAAAGGCCCUAUUAAGCGGGCUUAGUUUACCUGGAUUUCAACUGUCAGGGUAAGGAAGCCACAUGUUAUUAUUUGUCAGUAUUGGUGAUAUGUUUCUUCUAAUAUAAAAAAAAAUUACCAAGGAAUUAAUCUUAUUUAUUUAUUUUAUUUUCGGCUGCAUUUUGAGUCUCCGUUGCUGCACGUGGGCUUUCUCUAGUUGUGGUGAGCUGGGGCUACUCUUCAUUGCAGUGCGUGGGCUUCUCAUUGCAGUGGCUUCUCUUGUUGUGGAGCAUGGGCUCUAGGCACACGGGCUUCAGUAGUUGUGGCUGGCGGGCUCUAGAGCGCAGGCUCAGUAGUUGUGGCGCAUGGGCUUAGUUGCUCUGCGGCAUGUGGGAUCUUCCCGGACCAGGGCUCAAACCCGUGUCCCCUGCAUUAGCAGGCGGAUUCUCAACCAGUGCGCCACCAGGGAAGCCCCAAUUUUCUUUAUUAAUGUGGUACCAUUGAGGGCCAUGGGAAGAGAUGAGAUUUGGAUUUCUAAAUAAGUAUUCAUAUUUAUCCUGACUAUGAUGUGUUGGGGAGAGAUAGCCAACACUGACCUCCCAGAGUUAUCUCAUGUUUCUUCCUCAUUCGCUCACAUGACAGGAUAUUUAUAACAUAACCCAACUUAGUGCCCUGGUUUCUUCUUGGCAUUUUGACGAGCUCUUCUCUAUAUAAUGGCAACCGUUCUAGGCCCAUUCGGACUCUAGAGGAACCCAAUAUGAAAUUAUUAUCAUUCCAAGUUACCUAAAGAUAGCUAGGCACUUCCGGCAUCAGGCGUUGAAGUCAUGGCUGCCUUCCUCCGAGCUGUGCCGCGGUCGCCAGGGCCAGCUGCAUGGGGAAGGGCUCUCCACGGGCUGUGGUGCUGCAGUGGGCAGGAUCCUAGGAGGUGGGUGGGAAGCAGGCCACCAGCCUCCAAGGAGAAACCACCCGGCACAGAGACAGAGACAUUUCAGAUGGUGUACCGGUUUGAUGCCAUCAGGGUUUUCGGGUACUUGUCUCAGCUGAAGGUGGCACAGACGGCCCUGACGGUGGUGGCCUUGCCGCCUGGCCUCUACUGGUACUCCCAGGGCCUCAUGACCUUCAACUCCCUGUGCCUGGCGGGCGGGAUCGCUGGCUUUGCCCUGGCCAUGUUGUGCUGGAUGAGCCAUUUCUUCCGGAGGCUGGUGGGCAUCCUGUACGUGAACGAGUCGGGCACCAUGCUGCGGGUGGCCCACCUGACCUUCUGGGGCCGGCGACAGGAGACAUACUGCCCUGUGGCCGACGUGAUCCCCAUGAAGCCCUGGAUCGUUUUCCCCCUGGAAAGCCAGGAUCGGCCUCAGGAGCUGUUUGUGCGGAUCCAGCAGUACAAUGGGAAACAGACCUUCUACCUCACCCUGCGCUACGGACGCAUCCUGGACCGAGAGCGUUUCACACAGGUGUUUGGGAUGCUGGACAAGCUCAAGUGAACGGGCAGGAGCCAGGCCUCCUGCAGGAAGCCUGAGGGUGUGGGCGGGGCUGAAGGAGGGGGUCGGGCAGCUGGAGACUUUGCUGGGGCCCCUGGGAACUUGUCUUUUGGGAUGAGGAAAUUCAUGAGGUAGAAGUGAGUAACUGGGUUUAGAAAGAGGCCCUGAGUGCAGAUUCUUAACUGCACUUGUGUGUGACAUUCAGAUAAUGGCCAGAAGUUUCUGUUAAGAGCCAGUUCUUGGAGGAAGAGAUGCUAAGCUCUCUUGAACAGUUUACACUGCUGUGAAAUCAAAGACAGAGAGGUGGGGGGCGGGAGCCAGAAGACUUGGGUCUGUCCGUUUCCAAAUCCCUGUCCUGGGGCAGGUUUUCAAGUCUCUCAGAACCUUGGUUUUCACAUCUUUUUUUUUUUUUUUUUUUUUUUAACAUGUUUGUUGGCGUGUAGUUGCUUUACAGUGGUGUGUUGGUUUCUGCUUUAUAACAAAGUGAAUCAGCUAUUAAAAAAAAAAAGAUAGCUAGGCUCUAUGAGAUUGAGGAAAUAGUACGAUAAGAGGAAAACUAGUCUCACCUCUGAUUGUUCCUUCAUAACGCUCUCCAUCGCAUUGCAGGCAUGGCUUGGGGAGAAGGCUAUCUGUUUUGAUCAAGGUAAGAGCCUGGGAAAGGGUACGGCAGUAAUGGAGACAGAAAAGAAAGCCCAAAUUUACUGAGUAUUGACUGUAUGCAGGCACUAUAUAUGCUAGCUUACUGGAUCUUUACAAUAAUCCUAACAUGGAGUGUUUUUAUGUUAUAGAUGAGGACGUUAGGAUCAGAGAAUCAUGCAUUUGAUUCUGAGAUUCAGGAUUUCAUAAUGCACAAAGUGGUCUUACCUUACCAGUGAUGUUCAUUGACAAAAACACCUACAUCCACUUUUGACGAUUAAGGAGUCCUGUUGAAGUAUUGUUUAACUAGGAUAUUUCAGUGUUCUUUACCCAUACUUUCUAAGGUUAUGAUGAAGAAAAGAGUCUGAAAGGGGCCUUCUCUGCCAUCCAGAAAGGCCCUCUGCAUGGUAGCAUCUCUCCAACCUUCUUUGCCCCUUACUUUGACUUUCUUUUCUUUCUUGAACUUAGCACCACUUGGCAUAUACAUACUUGUUUAUUAUCUAUUUCUUUUAUGAGAAGGUAAGCUUCAUGAGAUGUGAUGCAAGCUCCAUGAGAUCAGGAGCUUUAUUCUGUUCAGUCCCUAAAGGAAGGCCUGGCACAUAGUAGCCCUAAAUAUUUGAUGGAUGUGUUAAUGCCAGAAACUUCCUAAGAGUUGGUAGCUCAGAAUCAGCAUGGGUCUUGAGUAAACAACAAAACCAAAAAGGAGAUUAUUCACAUAAAGAGAAUGUAAAAGAAUGCAUGAGCUGUUGAAAAUAGACAAGAGGGGGAAAAAAAAAGAAAAAGAAAAAAAACUUCUCUUAAUUCCGUUUAUAAGAAACCCAUUCCUAUGUUUUACAUGUGAAAAUGGUUCAUGUGCCAUCUCCUUCACCCAAUAGUUAUCCUAAAGAGGGAUUUAAAAAUAAGUAUCAAAGAUACAGCUGUUUUCCCAUUUAAACAGCAGUCAAAAAAGAGCCCAAAGUGACAGUUUUCCUGUCUGGCCACUAUUCUGUUGUCUGUAUCUGAUUUAUGACAUUUUGGGAAAACACAGCUAAAAACAAGUUAGUGCUGAGGUGGGUGUGCUUCUGAUUCCUUCUCUUCUUCAGAGCAUGGCUGAGUUGAAAACAUAAAACAUAGAGGAAACCUGUGGCAUUGCUGGAUUCUCUGGAAGGGUGCUGUUCACAUUCAAGAUAAAGAAAGGAAUUUCUCCUAGAAACUGCAGUGGGGCCACACUGGCACAUGAGGGCUGUUAGUCUGGUUUUGGGUCUCAUAAACAUGCCCUACUUUGGAGGUGUGAGGAGUGAGGGCAAGAGUGAGCAGUAGGGCAGCCUGGGAACUCUUCACUGGAGUCCCCUUAGCCACUGUGGCUUGGCGGUAUCCACGGUGCUGGUGAUGGCUGAGCUCCAUCUCUCCAAGGGCAGGGCUCAGCCGUGCCAUGGUGGUUGGCAGCACCAAGAAGGGCAGGCCACACCGGGCUUCAGGGGAGACUGGCCCAAGAUGUUUACAGCCAUGUCUCCCUCCCCAUUCUCCUCAGGUUGUUGGGUCACUGAAUCUGUUUCCUGCCUCCCAGCUUAAAGUCCUUGAGGAGAAUUCCAAUAACAUCUAGAGGAAGUGCUGGAAUCUAAGAAUUCUCUCUCCCAGUCCUCUUUGGGGGUAAAUCUGAGGUUUGGGUAAAAUUCUCAACACGUAAAGAUGAGUAAAUAGAAAUUCUCCUCACACAGUUUGGGACCCUAUACAAAGUUUACAUAAUUAAGACAACAGAGCCUAACAUUCAAGAAACAUUCAUACAGUUACCAAAUAUUUAUUGAUUAUCUCUCAUGUACCUGACAUUCUUCUAGAUGCUUAGAAUAGAGCAGUGAACAAAAGAAACAAAAACCCCUGCCUUCAUGGAACAUAUAUUCUAUCAGAGAGAAAAUUUUUUUUCUGAAGGAAAGAAGGAAAUUUUAAAUAACAUCUGCUCUGCUCUGUUCUUUCAAAAAACAAAAAGGAUUCCAUAGCUAUCCCACUUGGAGUAUAUACCCUCAGGAGACAUUCUACAUAUGCACAAGGAGAUUGGCACAGUGAUGUUCACGAAAAGUUGUUCAUGGUAGAGAAAAUUGCAAACAACCUCAAUGUCACUAGAGAAAAGGAUAAAUGUGGUUUGUUUAUUUUAUAGCACUCUAUCACAGUGGUUUAGUGUAUAGAUCUGAGGCCAGAAGCCUGGGUUUUAAUCCAGCUGUACCAGUCACUGGUCUUUUUUUUUUUCCCCGCCAGCUUUAUUGAGGUGUAAUUAACACAUUGUGUAAGUUUAAGGUGUACAAUAUGUUGAUUUGAUACAUUUCUAUAUUGAAAAAUGGUUACCACCGGACUUACCUGGUGGCCAGUGGUUAAGAAUC